AUGGUCGCCAAUGACACUAUCUUCUCCUUUGAGCGUCUCUCUUCGUACGAACCAAGCUCUUACGAGAAUCGAUACCGAGCUCUGGACGACUUUCGCGGCACCUUUGACGUUCCCAAGCACUGGGGCCACCUGAGCCCGUACUUCUCCAGCCCCAUGUUCCCCGAGAUGCAGGAGCGCAAGGUUCUGCCACAGCACUGUAACCUCAAGCAGGUCCACAUGCUCCAUCGCAACGGCGCACACAUGCCGGCAAAGGACUCGCCAGCCUCUCGAUUCGCUGAAGCCAUCGAAAAUGUCACAAUGGGAUCAAGCGUCAUGCUAAAUGCCACGGGCCCGCUCGCUUUUCUCAACCACUGGAAGUACGAGCUGGGCGUGGGACACCUGACGGCAGCCGGCGCACAGCAGAUGUUUGACAGUGGUGUCCAGAGCUUCUACCGAUACGGAGCCUUGUUCAACGCGAGUAAGGUUGCCAGCAAACCCGUGCUCAGGACCACGUCGCAGCAUCGCAUGGUCGACUCGGCGAGCCAUUGGGCAUUGGGAAUGUACGGUCUCCAUGCGCCUUCUACGGUGAAUCUUGAAGUCAUUGUGGAGGAUGAUGGCUACAACAAUACCCUGGCCGACUCGAGCAACUGCCCGAACGCCAACGACGAGGCGCUCCAGUUCGGAGACCAGACUUCGUCGAAGUGGAUCAAGACGUACCUCAAGGGAGCCGUCAAUCGACUGAGCCGUCAUCUGCCCAAGAUGCACCUCACCCCUGAGCUCGUCUACGGUAUGCAGACCCUCUGCGCCCACGAAACCUUCACGCUGGGCGAAUCCAACUUCUGCCACCUCUUCACGAUGAAGGAGUGGGAAGGCUUCGAGUACGCUUCUGAUCUUCUCCAGCGCGGCAAUUACGCCUUUGGCUCGCCCACGGCCCGUGCGCAGUCUCUUGGCUACCUCGUCGAGUUCCUCGCCCGCAUCGAAGAAAAGGCACCGUCCAACUCAAUCCUGCCCUUGCCCCUGCCCCCUUCUCUCAACAAAACGCUCGAUGACGACACCAGCACGUUCCCCGUGGAUCAGCCGAUUCACGUCGACUUUACGCAUCAAUCAAACAUCCUGCACCUUCUUACCGCCCUCAACUUCUCGUUCCUCGACGCCGUCAAGCUCACUGAGGACAGUCUGGUCCAGAAGAGGGCCUUCUACGCUUCUCAUAUCGUCCCCUUCGCCGCUCGACUCGUCUUUGAGGUGAUCGACUGCCCGACUAGUGGCAAGCACUCCCAGUCCUAUAUCCGCACGCUCCUAAACGACGCGAUCCUUCCCAUGGGUUCCGCACAGGGCUGCUCCCUCGGUCCCGCCUCGUCGUCAAGCUCCUCCAGCCACAAGCAGUCCGCCGCUCGAAAGGAUGGCCUGUGCCCGCUCGACGACUUCCUCGCCUUCUUCAAGGACGAAGUCAUAAUGGAAAACUGGGGACAAGAGGCCCAGGUCGCCUGCCACGGAAGGAACGGAACCGAUUUCGUCAUACCCGCUUCAGGACCCAACAACGGCACGGUUUCGCUGCUGUAG
This is a messenger RNA of Acaromyces ingoldii, 1539 nucleotides long. Its product is annotated as phosphoglycerate mutase-like protein. Gene Ontology annotation, molecular function: acid phosphatase activity. Bases 1 to 1539 code for a protein of 512 amino acids. The record is from RefSeq and is a predicted model, not a curated record. The transcript is spliced from 3 exons. Lineage: Eukaryota; Fungi; Basidiomycota; Exobasidiomycetes; Exobasidiales; Cryptobasidiaceae.